This is a messenger RNA of Amblyraja radiata (thorny skate), 1188 nucleotides long. RefSeq names its product zinc finger protein 239-like. Gene Ontology annotation, cellular component: nucleoplasm. Gene Ontology annotation, molecular function: RNA polymerase II cis-regulatory region sequence-specific DNA binding; DNA-binding transcription repressor activity, RNA polymerase II-specific. NCBI's taxonomy places the organism in Eukaryota, Metazoa, Chordata, Chondrichthyes, Rajiformes, Rajidae. The record is from RefSeq and is a predicted model, not a curated record. The transcript has a single exon. The annotation marks the transcript as partial. Gene Ontology annotation, biological process: regulation of transcription by RNA polymerase II.
AUGCACAACAAGGAGAAGCGUUAUGCGUGCGACGUGUGUGACAAGGCCUGGCAGUACCCGAGCGAGCUGGAGAUCCACCGGCGGGUGCACACGGGAGAACGUCCCUGCGACUGCUCGAAGUGCAGCAAGAGCUUCACCUGCUCUAGCAGCCUGCUGCGGCACAAACGCGUGCACUCCGGCGAGAGGCCCUUCACCUGUUCUGACUGCGGCAAGAGCUUCAAGACGGCGAAUGAGCUGAAGAUCCACCGGCAGGUGCACACGGACGAGAAGCCCUAUUGCUGCUCCACCUGUGGUAAGAGCUUUCCCCGGUUGUCAGAUUUGCGGGAUCACCAGCGGGUGCACAGCAGUGAGCGGCCCUUCACCUGCUCCGACUGCGGCAAAGGCUUCAAGUCGUCCACACACCUGAAGGAGCACAGGCGCCAGCACACCGGCGAGCGUCCCUACACCUGCGCCCAGUGCGGCAAGGGCUUCACCCACUCCGGUCACCUGCUGGUGCACCAGCGCUCCCACACUGGCGAGCGCCCCUACACCUGCGACCAGUGCGGCAAGGGCUUCACCUCAUCCAGCAACCUGAUGAAGCACCAGCGCAACCACACCGGCGAGCGUCCCUACACCUGCGCCAAGUGUGGCAAGGCCUUCACCCAGUCCUGUCACCUGCUGAUGCACCAGCGCAACCACACAGGGGAGCACCCCUACACCUGCGUCCAGUGCGGAAAGAGCUUUACCCAUUCAAGCACCCUGCUGAUGCACCAGCGCACACACACCGGCGAGCGUCCCUACACCUGCGCCAAGUGUCGCAAGGGCUUCACCCAGUCCAGUCACCUGCUGAAGCACCAGCGCACCCACAGUGGCAAGCGCCCCUUCACCUGCGCCCAGUGCGGCAAGGGCUUUACACAGUCCGGCACCCUGCUGGUGCACCAGCGCACACAUGCACGCGAGCGCUCCUUCACCUGCGCCCAGUGCGGCAAAGGCUUCACCCGCCCUUCCAAGCUGAUGUCCCACCAGCGGUUGCACACCGGCGCCUAUCCAGUCCCCAGCCCGGUGUGUAGAGAGCGCUUUACCAUGGCCUCCCAUGCCCUGUCUCACCAGCGCGAGCACACCAGUAGCCAGCCCUACGACUGCCCGUACUGCGGUGAGGAGUUUGACAGCUCGCGGGGGUUGCGGCAGCACCGGCGGACCCACGCCGGC